This is a messenger RNA of Knipowitschia caucasica, 507 nucleotides long. Lineage: Eukaryota; Metazoa; Chordata; Actinopteri; Gobiiformes; Gobiidae. The record is from the annotation of a GenBank genome assembly.
AUGACUCAGCAGCAGACGAGGCAGCGGCUGCUGAUGCAACUGCCGCCGCCGCGCCCAGCAGCAACAGCCGCAACGCCGCAGAGCAGGGACCGCAGGCGGCUAUCGUCCACUCCACCUGUCAACGCACCAGCAGGAAUUGACCGCCCUUACACCAACCGUUUGGGCACCAAAGAACCCCCCAGUGAGAGCCUUCUUAUAUGGCAGAGCGGCGGACGUAAGCAUAAACAGGGAACCCUGGAGGCCGGGACGACUGGCUGCCAGCCCACCACCCAGUGCAGGUGGCCCGCCCGGGAAAACCGGGUGGGCCUGUCCCUCUGCAGCCCUGGAAAGGUCGGCCACCGGGCACCAUGCCGGAAACAAUCAUGUCCCACCCACCCGUACAGGAAUUAUCCGCCCCCGCGCCGCCUGAGGGACCUGGAGUCGCCGGUCUGCGCGGCGAGGGCGCAUCCCGGCAUCUGCGGCUGGGCCGUGGCUACCGAUUGUAUCAGUAUCCGCACCGAUGAUUGA